AUGGAUAUCCCCCGCCCCAAAGAGGGCGAUGUUGAUAUCGGUUCGGGCACGUUCAUCGCGUGCUGGGUCCUCACCGCGGUCGUCGGCCUAGCCCUAACCUUCCGCUAUGCCGUCAAGGCCUGGAUCCGCUGGGCAUUACCUCAAGUAACAGCCCCAGGACGGAUCUGGGGUGUAGAAGACCUCUUCUUCCUAUCCGCCUACGUCUUUGACAUCGUGCACAUGACGAUGAUUCAACUGAGUGCAUCCUGGGGUCUAGGUCGCCACUACUACUACCUAACCCCGGUUGAACGCUUCCACACCAUGAAAUGGGACUUCAUGUCGCAACCCAUCGCCGUGGCGUCAGCAAUGAUCUCCCGAACAGGCAUGAUGUGGUUCUUGUUGACAUGCUUCGCGGCCAGCGACCGGCGCUUGCGCCUGAGUAUUAUCGUGUGUGCGAUUAUUCAGAUCGUCGCGAAUAUGGUUACCAUCGUCCAGAUUAUAGUGCAGUGUGGACCGAAUCCCUACGCCCCGGCUGAUCGGGUGAAAUAUUUCAAGUAUAUGUGGACACCUCUCCCUGCUGAUGGCUCGGUUGUUUGUCAGAGUCCGAGUGUGCAGACGACUGUGGGUUUUGUACAGGGUGGGUUCAAUACAGUAAUCGACUUCUACCUCGGCGUCCUGGCCGCAGUGGAACUAUGGCAAUUUUUCCUACGGACGCUGCAUCGAGACCCCAAUCUAUCGUUUUGGUCGCAAUUUCGCAAGAUUAAUGGGACCGUUCGCUCGCGGCGUAUUUGGCAGACUAUCACGCUGAGCGGGCCACUGCUUCUUUCUGGGGCGGCGUCUAUUGUUAAGACUUAUAAACUCAAAUCCCUCGGCGAUAGGCUAGACUUUACCUAUAAUAUUGUCAGUUUUAUUCUUUGGGUUAAAAUCGAAAACUACUCCAUCCUCCUCGCCUCCUGCGCCCCCGUUGCCCGACUCUUCCUCCGUACCGUCGUCGACCACCGCGGUCGGGUAACAGGGUACUGGUCUCGCUCGCGCUCACAUACGAACGAACAUACAGAUCGGAGUAAUGAGACAGAACUCAAGCGCAGACAUAAGGAGCGGUGGAUGGAUUCGGCGACGACGACAAAUUGGGUUGAUGAGGAGGGCCAGACGCAUACCCACGGGAUUCAUCCCCAUUUGCAUGGGGAUGGGGAUGGGCUGGGGGAGAGGUCCGAGAGUCGCAUCUCACAUGCUAGUCCUGGCGAUACUCAGACUCAGGUUGAUAAUGGGUGUGUUACUGUCAAGACGGAUAUUGUGGUGCAAGUUGAUGAUGGGAGGAGUGUUAGUAGUGGUGGGGCGAGGCUUUUGCCUGAGGGUGGGGGAGGCGGUUGUGAUGAGAGGAAGGGAGAGUAG
Molecule: messenger RNA, 1371 nt
Organism: Penicillium argentinense
Lineage: Eukaryota; Fungi; Ascomycota; Eurotiomycetes; Eurotiales; Aspergillaceae
Exons: 7
Coding region: 1-1371 (456 amino acids)
Source: RefSeq, a predicted model, not a curated record